UCCAAGUGGCACAGGACACGUGACAAGUGGCACAGGACACGUGACAAGUGGCACAGGACACGCUACGGCAGGACAGGAGUGAGUUUCCCGGCACAACAGCGGACACAGGAGCCGUCAUGGCGGACACGGAGAAGACGAAGAAGAAGGUGUAUGACUUCAUCGUGGUCGGGGCUGGCGUGCAAGGAUCCUUCACUGCUUACCAGCUGGCCAAAAAGAAGAAGAAAACUCUUCUAAUUGAGCAGUUCACUCUACCUCACACUAGAGGAAGCUCCCAUGGGCAAACCCGCAUGAUUCGCAAGGCGUACGAGCAGGACUUGUACACUCACAUGAUGGAUGAAGGCUAUGGACUGUGGGCCACACUGGAGAGGGAGGCUGGAGUCACACUGUACAGGCGAACAGGACUUCUGGUGAUGGGACCAGAGAAGAGUCAGAGCUACAUUGGCUUUAAGAACAGCUUGGAGAAGAACCAGAUCCCUAUGGUGGUCUUGACUCCAGACAACUUCCAUCAACACAUACCUAAUGUUGUCCUGGCUGACGGAGAUGGAGCUUUUGUGGACACCACUGCUGGGAUCUUAUAUGCAGACCGGGCCCUCAAGGUGGUGCAGGGCCAGUUUGAGAAGUUGGGUGGUGUCCUCAAAGACCAAGAGAAGGUGACAGACAUCAAGCCUGGCCCAAUGGUGACCGUGACAACGUCUGCUGGUGUUUAUCAAGCCAAGGGUGUUGUCAUUACUGCUGGACCUUGGGCUAAUAAAGUGCUGCUCCACACUGGCAUACAGCUUCCACUUCAGGUUGUUAAAAUUAAUGUAUGCUAUUGGAAAGAAAAGGUAGAGGACACAUACCAUGUGAAGAAGCGCUUCCCGUGCUUCUUGCUGUGUGAGGGAGAGGAGGCCAAAGACCACAUCUAUGGACUGCCUUCCAAUGAAUACCCCGGUCUGAUGAAGAUUUGCUACCAUAGCGGCAGUCAGACAGACCCUGACCAGAGAGACAAGCAGACAGACAAGUCUGAUAUUGACAUUCUUCGGCGCUACAUCACCAAACAUCUCCCUGGCCUCAUCCCUGAGCCUGCUGUGGUGGAGAGCUGCAUGUAUACGGUAACACCCGAUCAUCAUUUUGUGCUGGACUGCCACCCUGCUUACGACAAUAUUGUAAUUGGUGCAGGAUUCUCAGGUCAUGGCUUCAAGUUUGGACCCAUCAUUGGCAAGCUGCUCUGUGAACUUAGCCUGGGAGAGGUGCCCUCCUAUGACCUUUCACCUUUCCGAAUCGCACGCUUCCAGACAAUCAUCAAGUCACCCUUGUAGAAAGGACUGUCAUUUAUAUGUCAUGUGAUCAUCAAUGUCAUCUGAGAGAUAGCAACUUAGAUUGUCAAACAUCAACCAUGGAAGACUUCUUUGGAAGGCUCAUCUUUCCAAAGAUUGAAAUGUUAGUGAAAUGAAUGAAUGACGAUGAUUUAGGAUGUGAAUGGGUGAAGGAAGAGAAGUUUCAUUCAGAUGCACUUGUUAAAAGAAGAUGAAAGACUUCUCCAUCAAGUUGACAUUGUGCUUCACUCUCAUUCACUGCAGUCAACUCUUUCAAGUUGGUUGAUUUUUUUCCACCACAAUCAACUCCAUUCUUGAUUAGAGAUGGCAAUUAAUACCAGUUUUACGGUUCGGAUUCCACUUUCAAUUCUGCUGAACGCUUGGGUUCCCUUUAGCUGUUCUUCUAGAUUCUUUGGACAAAAAGGGGAAGAAAAAGGUGUGUUUGCAUCAAUGUUGGUUAGUUUCCUUCCACAGGAGGUCCUACAAGGCACAGCAUCGUAAAAAUAACUUGAAAGUAAAUAUAACAAUUCUUCUGUAGAAUUGAAUGAAUGGAUGAAUAAAGUACUUCUGAUUCUGAUUUAGAUCCGGCGUGGUUUGUGCAGCCCUUUGAGACAUUUGUGAUGAAAGGCUAUAGAAGUCAACCUUGAAUUGAACAAAAUAAAACAUCAUUUUGUUUUGCCA
Molecule: messenger RNA, 1976 nt
Organism: Nerophis lumbriciformis (worm pipefish)
Lineage: Eukaryota; Metazoa; Chordata; Actinopteri; Syngnathiformes; Syngnathidae
Gene: pipox
Product: pipecolic acid oxidase
Cellular component (GO): peroxisome
Molecular function (GO): flavin adenine dinucleotide binding; sarcosine oxidase activity; L-pipecolate oxidase activity
Source: RefSeq, a predicted model, not a curated record